Messenger RNA from Didymosphaeria variabile, 3399 nucleotides. RefSeq lists its product as uncharacterized. The transcript has 4 exons. Bases 1 to 3399 code for a protein of 1132 amino acids. Gene Ontology annotation, biological process: protein import into nucleus. Gene Ontology annotation, molecular function: nuclear import signal receptor activity; small GTPase binding. Gene Ontology annotation, cellular component: cytoplasm; nucleus. Lineage: Eukaryota; Fungi; Ascomycota; Dothideomycetes; Pleosporales; Didymosphaeriaceae. The record is from RefSeq and is a predicted model, not a curated record.
AUGUACUCUCCACCUCUCUCCCAAGCAGAUACGCUGCACAAGUCAAGUUGUCCUACACGUGUACGCGUUCUGGCAGCGCUGAAGCUCGCGCCAAUCACCGGCGUCCACCUCGGCGAUUGCGCCCCACCCACCCCGCCGCUUGUGCUACAUUUCAGCGAAGCAGCCAUGGACGAGCAGCAGUUCGUCGGACUCCUCGAGUCGCUCUUGCAGCCUGACACCGAGCGUGUCAAGUCUGCCACUGCGACGCUCAACAAGACAUACUACACUUCGCCUGCGUCGCUCAACGCUCUCCUCCAGAUUAUCUGCAACCACCCAAAGCCUGAGCUGCGCCAGCUGGCCGCCGUCGAAGCUCGCAAGCUGGUGACGAAGCAUUGGGCGGACCUCCCAGCUGAUCAGAAAUCAACACUGCGGAACCAGAUCUGCCAGUUCACAUUGAACGAGGAUGUCACGCUCACCAGGCACUCGGCUGCCCGAGUCAUUGCCGCGAUCGCGACCCAGGAUUUUGAGGAUGGCGAGUGGGGCGACCUACCUGCCUUCCUCCAGCAGGCGGCCACAAGCUCUAAUGCAAGGCAUAGAGAGGUCGGCACAUAUAUUAUCUGGACUACCCUGGAGACCGUUGGCGAUGCCUUUCCAGGCAAGAAGACCGAUCUGUACAGUUUGUUCAGCUCGACCAUCAAAGACCCUGAGAGCGCCGAAGUCCGGGUGAACACAAUGUUGGCUUUGAGCAGGCUGGCCAUGCUCUUGGAGCCGGAUGAGGAGCCUCAGGAACUUGCCUUAUUCCAAGAGUCCAUCCCCGGCAUGGUCGCAGUUUUGCAGGCCACCGUCCAGGAGGGCGAUGAAGACCAUGCUCUUCAAGCCUUCGAGGUCUUCCAGACGCUCCUUGGGUGCGAGUCUGCUCUUCUGCAGAAGCACUUUGCCGAUCUUGUCAAAUUCAUGAUUGAGCUUGCCGGCAACAAGGAGGUCGACGACGACUACCGUUCGCAAGCUCUUGCUUUCUUGAUGCAGUGCGUCAGAUAUCGCAAGCUCAAGGUGCAGGGGCUGAGGAUUGGUGAGGAGCUUACUCUCAAGGCUCUGCAGAUUGUGACGGAGCUGGGCGACCUUGCCAGUGAAGAUGAGGAUGUCACUCCUGCCCGCUCGGCUCUUGGUCUGCUUGAUAUCCUUGCCUCAAGCCUGCCUCCUAGCCAGGUCGUCAUCCCGCUUCUGAAGGCUCUUGGUGGGUACUUUUCUUCUCAGGAUCCUGACUACCGCCAAGCUGGUGUCCUCGCUCUUGGCAUGUGCGUCGAGGGUGCUCCCGACUUCAUCGCCACACAGCUUCACGAGAUACUCCCUGCGGUGCUCCAUUUGCUCGAGGAUUCUGACCUCAAGGUUCGAGGUGCUGCUUUGAACGGUGUGGCUCGUUUGGCCGACGAUCUUGCCGAAGACGUUGGUAAGGAGCACGCCCGCCUGAUCCCCGCCAUGAUGAAGAAUUUCGAUUUGGCAGUCAACAACCUCAACGACGAGCGCAGCCUGCAAAUCGUCCGUGGCAGCUGCCAUGCUAUUGACUCCUUGAUUGAGGGGCUUGACCCAGAGGAUGCUGCCAAGUACGUCGGAGAGCUUGUUCCUCGCUUCAGUAAACUCUUCCAUCACGAAGACCUGAAGACCAAGGUCGCAGCCAUCGGUGCAGUCGGCUCCAUUGCAUCCGCCUCUGAACAAGCGUUCUUGCCCUUCUUCGAACAAACCAUGAACGCCCUCUCGCAAUAUGUCACGAUCAAGGACAGCCAGGAAGAGCUGGAACUCCGCGGCGUUGUCUGCGAUUCUCUCGGCAAGAUCGCCGCCGCUGUUGGCGCUCAGCCGUUCGAACCGUAUGUCAUGCCCCUCAUGCAGGCGUCUGAAGAAGCUCUGCACCUCGAUCACCCACGUCUUCGUGAGACCAGCUACAUCCUAUGGUCCACUAUGGCCAGGGUUUACGAGGAAGGUUUCGAGAAGUUUCUCGACGGUGCCGUCAAGGGCCUCAAAGACUGCCUCGAGCAAGACGAAGAUGCCGAGCUUGUCGAGCUGGGAGAGCAGGCCAAGGAUCUCAUUGGCACUGAGGUUGUGAUUGAGGGCCGCAAGGUCAAGGUCGCUGCUGCUACCGAUGAUGAUGACGAUAGUGACCUCAACGAGGCUGCUAUGGAUGCUGACGAUGAUUGGGAUGACAUUGCCGGUGUCAGCGCCGUUGCGAUGGAGAAGGAGAUUGCAGCGGAGGUCUUUGGUGACAUCAUCUCUCACACCAAGCGCGCAUUCUUGCCCUACCUCCAGAAUACCAUCGAGAAGCUUUUGGAGCUUGUUGACCACAACUACGAGGGCAUCCGUAAGGCUGCUCUAGGCACUCUCUGGCGCACAUACGCUACUCUGUUCCAGCUGGCUGAGACUGACGGCAUGGCCAAGUGGAAGCCAGGUCUUCCUCCUCAGGUUGACCCGCCUGCCGAUCUCAAGAAGCUGGGCAACCUUGUGAUGACCGCCACUAUGGCUGUCUGGCAAGACGAGAUGGACCGUGGAACCGUCACAGAUAUCAACCGCGACCUUGGCUCUACCCUCAAGCUCUGUGGUCCUUCAAUGCUAAUGUCUGAGAAGGGCACGGUCGUUCCUGAGAUGGUGCAGCAGCUUUUGGCCAUCAUCACUAAGCGACACCCGUGUCAGCAAGACUUAGGCGAUGAUGACGACGGCGAUGUCCUUGACGAGUCGUCGGAGUACGACUGGCUUGUUAUCGAGACGGCGUUUGAAGUUGUCACGUGUCUCUCAGUUGCUCUUGGGCCUGCGUUUGGCGAGUUGUGGAAGGCUUUCGAGAAGCCCAUUGUCAAAUAUGCCAGCAGCCAAGAGUCGAUUGAGCGAAGUGCGGCUGUUGGUACCAUUGCAGAGUGUGUUGGUAACAUGGGCGAGUCUUGCACCCCGUACACCACCAACCUGCUCAAGCUUCUCGUGCACCGCCUGUCGGACGAGGACCCGGAGACCAAGUCCAAUGCUGUUUACGGUAUCGGUCUGCUAUGCGAGAAGACUACCAGCGACGCGGAGAUCCUCAGCUCGCUGCCCACCAUCUUCAGCAAGCUAGAGCCACUACUCGAUGCCCAGGACCAGGCACGUUUGCUCGACAACACAGCAGGAUGUGUCAGCAGGUUCAUUUCCAAGCACCCUGACAAGAUGCCCAUUGCCGAAGUGCUUCCCCGUCUUAUUCACCUUCUACCAUUGAGGGAGGACUACGAAGAGAACAAGCCCAUCUUCAGCAUGAUCGUGAAGCUCUACCAAGCCAACGAGCCUACGAUCCAGCAGGCUACGCCUACGCUAAUGCCAAUCUUCGAGAAGGUGCUUGGUCCACCGGAGGACCAGUUGGAGGAUGAAACUCGCGCUCAACUGGUUGAGCUUGUUAAGUACCUCCAGAAAUAG